Aspergillus clavatus NRRL 1 is the source of this 2001-nucleotide messenger RNA. RefSeq lists its product as uncharacterized. NCBI's taxonomy places the organism in Eukaryota, Fungi, Ascomycota, Eurotiomycetes, Eurotiales, Aspergillaceae. Gene Ontology annotation, cellular component: TORC1 complex; fungal-type vacuole membrane. The coding region runs from base 1 to 2001 and encodes 666 amino acids. The transcript has a single exon. The record is from RefSeq and is a predicted model, not a curated record.
AUGCCGACCUCCAACACCUCCUCCCCUGUCAAGCGUCCAGGUCUGGCCCGCCGCGCUCUUUCGUCCCACGCUGUUGUCACGCGAACCUCGUCGGACUCGUCGGAUACAUACACAAGCACCGCCAACACCACCCAGAAAGCGUUAGCCCAUCGUCCUCGAGCCCAUGUCGUCGGUGGCGGCCAUCGAACUCACGGUCGCAAUCCGUCCUUUGGGAAGAACUUGAAUAAACUCCAGCGACAUACUUCUGCGGGACACAUUGCUACCGAAUCUACAAUCCGUCAUCAUCAACGCAAGAAAUCCGCACCCGCAACUCCUAUAGCCAGUCCUCGCGGUGGUCAUCACGUACGUUGGGAUAGCGGAGUAGAUGCCAGCCAAGCUGCAACAUCGUCGAUCAAGAGAAAUAAUUCGAGUCCUGCCCUGCGAAAUCCCCGGCGUAACUCUUCCAGCGUUUUGGCAAAGAAAGCGUUGGUGACCGAUCGCCCUCAUACCAGUUCAGGAAAGAAGAAGACCGUGGGUUUCGAACUCGGAGAUUCAGAUCAAGACGAGGAGGGUGAAUGGGAGGAUACAACGCAGUCACCGGAGAGCACGAGGCGAGGCUCGGUCGCUCAGUCCAGGGAUAGCGUGGAUAAUACUGCCGUCCUAGUCGACCCUCUGACAUUUGUCAAGCGACCUUAUCCGCAAACCCCUCGAGCCGCAAGUAGUCUGCCUGAGUCGGCUUACAGGAGCUUUUCGCGAGAGGAUCACUCUUCUGAUGAAGACGAACAGCAGCAGCAGCAGCAGCAGCAGCCAGAACAGCAACAGCAACAACCGCAGCAAGAACAGGAAAAGCCUCCAUCCGAUUUCGAAGAGCGCAAGGAAGAAGUCUCUCGAGUCAUCGAUCAUACAACCGACAUUACAGCCCGCUUGUUGAGCCCGUCACAUUCUGCCAGAGCACCACCCGCGAUGUCCUCUAUAUCGGCUACAGUGAAGCCAGCUCCGGUGGACACUAUCUCACGAAAUGCGUCAUUGACCAAUAUUGCUGGCCAUGACGGCUUGCGGCGUCCUCUAUCCUCUUCGACCACAACACUAGCAAACACUCCAGGCGGCCUCGCCCACGGGACAUCAUCGUCUAUGGAAGGGGGUGUUUCACGGUUCAUCAUCAACAACAAGACAGGCGUCCAUGCAUCGUCGUUGGGCCGUACUGACUCGGACCCUAACACUCCAUCAUCCUUUCUGCCACACUACCAUCCGCAGACUCCGCCUUCUCCCAAUCGCGGUACAAGAAGGGCCAAAGCAUCUCCCCCGUCGCGACCGCCUGGCGCCGAACCUCCUUCUCGUACUCAGCAGAAGCUCUGGUUGCAAAGAACCGCGGCGUUGAACACAUCUCCGCCCGACACCCAUGGCAUAUCAGCAACAGUCUCUCCUGCGGCCAGGGAUCCGGUUUUCGUUGCUGGAACCCAUGGCCGUGCAGGUUCAGCUGUCUUCGAUGCCGGCCGAGCGCUCGUUAACGGGUCCUCCCGAACCGGAGGCGACACCGAAGCCAAGCAUAUCCGCAAGGCCUACGAGAAGACCGCCUUGGAACUCACCGUUGUCCGGAGGUUCCAAUCUCCAACAGGCAACAGCUUCGCUCGCCUGGCCGGCAUUCUCAAUGACUCCAAGGCCCCUGCAUCUUCCUCUCAUGAACGCACAUCUUCCCUAGGCAAACCCAUUAAGUCCGCGCCUGCGUUGACUCAAUUACAACAAGCCAGCAAACAGCAGAGAGACUCCGCGAGCCCUGAACCCAGACAACUACUCAGCAGAAAGACCUCAGACUUGAAGAAUUCUGUCUCGCAAACCUAUCUCGACGAUGUCGACGAUGCUAAAUCCCAACACCCUGCCCAGCGUAUCCUCUCGACCUCCGAUGAAGCCGCCCACGGUACUUCUGCCACAGGCGACGAUUUCAGUACCAGCUACCUCACUAGCGAAUCGGACUUGAUGAUCCGCCGCAUGUGGGAGAGUCGCGAGGUGGCCACAUCCGGCUAG